Liolophura sinensis is the source of this 4343-nucleotide messenger RNA. RefSeq names its product F-box/LRR-repeat protein 15-like. Gene Ontology annotation, cellular component: cytoplasm. Lineage: Eukaryota; Metazoa; Mollusca; Polyplacophora; Chitonida; Chitonidae. The record is from RefSeq and is a predicted model, not a curated record. Bases 341 to 1234 code for a protein of 297 amino acids. The transcript has 5 exons.
CGUCAAGUUUCUGGUCUGAUUCAUUAUGUUCGCGGCGUGAUGGUGAUGCUCAUCCCAUUUCCAUUUAUCUCAAAGCCAUCCUAAACGCCACAUGAUGCGCACAAACUUGGCGAAGCAAAAUAGUAAUUGUGAUAAAAUGGGGGAUACGGAUACUUGUAUGCCUGUUGCGAUUAGGGUAAGAGUACUACAUGCCUGUAGGAGGAUAGAAUGGUAAAAAGUCAAUUUGGAAUUGUAAAAAGAUCGACACCAGAACAAUUUUGGAAAAGAUAUGUCUGUGGAUGCAUGAUCAGACAUGGAUUAUCAUUAGUCAGAUAAUUUCAAAAUAUUUCAAGCCAUAGAGAUGACAGAUCCGGAAUCAAAACUAGUUCUGUCCUCUUCUGGAGAUGGCCAGAAUAGUACUGUGGUCUCACCCUGGGAGUUACCAUGGCAAGAUGUCUGGUUUGAACUUAUCCUCAGUAGACUCAGUUUGAAGGAGCUGUUUCUGCUCAAAGCUGUCAGCCAAGAGUCCAAAGAGCUUGUAAAGGAGUAUUUCAAGUACAGAUUUGUGGUCGAUCUAAGUUCAGUUGGUGCAAAGUUUAACAAAGGAGCUUUUCUGGCUCUUACUGAAGACAUGCAGAACCUGAGGGAACUGGUGCUGAAAAACACCAAGGACUGGCUUACAGAUGAUGUGCUGAUGCCUGUGUUAGGGAGCAAUGUCCAUUUGAGGAGAGUGGACCUUACAGGCUGUAAUAAUAUCAGUAAUCUGGUUCUCCAGGUACUUGCCAGCCAUUGCCCAGAGCUACGGGAGCUGUGCCUGUGCAGUUGUCACUGGGUGAGCCAGGAAGGGCUCACGUCUGUUGCCAUGCAGUGUCGCAAACUGGAAAAGCUCAAUCUGACCGGAUGCUGGGAUAUUGGAGAUGACACAGUUAUUGCCCUUGUCCUGUUCUGUCAAAAUUUGAUGUCACUCCAUUUGGGGAACAUCUAUGGCCUGACAGAUGAAGCAGUGUGUACAAUAGCUCGGACCUGUCGUCACCUACAACAGCUCAGUCUGAAGGGAUGCUGGCGAGUGACCGACCAGGCUGUCAGGAUUCUUGCGGAGUACUGUCCCACCUUACAGGGUCUCCAGGUACGAGAGUGUCGUAACAUAACAGAGAUCAGCCUCAGCGCCAUGAGGAAGCGAAAAGUCCGCCUUGAUGUGCCUCCUAAAUUUGACAACAAGAGAAAAGCUUUGGUCAAACUACAUCUGCAGAUAUAGUGUUCUAUGUCUACAGAUACAGUGUUCUACUCCGACAGCUACAGUGUACUUCGUUCUACACAUACUGUGUUCUACAUCUACAGAUACAGUGUUCUACAUUCUACAGAUAGAGUGUUCUACAUAUACAGAUGCAGUGUUCUACAUAUACAGAUACAUUGUUCUACAUAUGGAGAUAAAGUGCUCUACCUCUACAGGUAGUGUAUACCCUUCCGCUCCUGGCGGUAUAAUGUUGAAAUGUAACUCUUGUAAGUUUUAAGAAAUUUAUCAACAACUUAUCUUUAAAUGUUCCUUCAGUUUGCCAAUUUGGGAAAAUCUCAAAGCUAGCGCCACAUGAUAUCAUAUGACCGUCACAUAUGAGUAGUUACAUGUACUUGCUUACAGUAGGUCAUUUGUAGGUGUACUGUGUAUAUUGAUAUGAAAUGUCUUUCCCUUUAGACAGAGGUGGUAUUGUUCACUGUGUAGUAUAACAAGUGUUAUUCCAUGCUUGUCAUGGCUGGGCCCAUUGACUUCUAACGCGUAUCUUAUUUGAUUCAUAUUUUACAGUAUUGAUGAUAUACAUGUGAAAAUUUCUCACAGAUGUCUUGGAUAACGUGAAUAAUAUGUCAUAAGUUAAUCCUCUUGUCAUUUUGUGUCUGAUGUGUUUAUGGUUCCCAUCUCACAUAUAGUUCAGAACUGCAUUACCGCUGACUAAAGAGAGUCAAUGACGUAAGAAAUGUUGAUUGCCUAUCCCUGAAAAGUUCUUUCCCUGUGAAAGUUAUAAAAGCCUAACCCAUGUCAAAAUAAUUAAGAGACAGUAAAAAUUUUGCUAACCUGGAAUGAAUGGAGACCAUAAGGUCGCUAGUUUAAUUGUAACGGAAUAAAUAUCAUUUACCUUAAGAAAUUCAAUAAAUGCAAGUGGAGGCAACAGGUGCAAAGGGACACAACUCUGCAAGACUAGUACAGAGGCUGAUAAAAAGUAAUAUGCACAUACUGUAAAAUUUUUAGUUCAAUUUAUUUAUUUACUUAGUGUUUUGCAUUGUACUCAAGAAUAUUUCACUCAUGCGAUGGUAGCCAGCGUCAUGGUGGGAGGAUAUCCGGCAGAACCCCGGGAGAAACUCACGAUCAUCCACAGGUAUUAAUUACAUUUAGUGUAUUUGCAUCUUAACAAAAACUGAACAAAAUUGUAAAUAUAGUUUUAACUAUCAUGGGUUCAUUUAUGCGAUGAAAACUUCAAAAUCCUAACUGAUAUGUGACAAGGAACAGAAAUGCAUUGAUGCUAAACAGCAUAUUAAAGGUAUAACAUGUAUAAGAAUAUAGAAGUGAAUAUUGUAAAUCUUCAACCUUGUCGAGGACUAAAACUUUUUUCUGUGGAAUUUAUGCAUAGAGUGAUUAUGAAAAUGACACUAAAAAUGGUUUGAGUGAUUAAAGAUGCGCACUUUAUAAAACUGCAAAUUAUUCCUGUACACAACUAAAAAAAGCACAAAUAAUUACUUUACAUGUAUGUCUUUCGAUUUUCUCAACCCCCUUCACUCAGUCAACUUCAUACUUUCCAGGAGUAUAGCUGGGGACCCAAAAUGGUGAAGUGUUGAGUAUUUUCACAAAAUGUGUACUGCGGUAGGCUUACCCAAUACUCCCUCUCUUGGAAAAAUAGGGAGUACCGCAGUACCUCUGAAAAUUAACUGUAGCACUGCUUGACCCCUUGGGUGAGUACCCAAUAGUUGAUUUUCCUAAUUGCGCGAUUGCCAACAAACUUAUUAUACAAAGUUUUCAUGGUCUGUUGAAGAAUUUAUCUGUUUCAUUGUGGAAUGAGCUGUUAAUUGUGUUUGCUAUAUGUGAUGAACAUUUGGAUAUAAUCCUGAAAAGAUUGAGAAAAAAAGGUGGACAAAUUGUACUUGUAUUUUAUAUGCCCUUGCCAUGUUUGUACUGUUGAGAUAAAACCAUACAAUGCAAGUACCAAAACAUAUAUUAUAUUAGGAUAUGCUGCCUUGACAUUUUGCCUUGAUCUGUUGUCACAUAAGGCAGUGGUACAAAAAAUGAAGAUUUUCAUACUCACACUAAUCGAACAAAUAGAAAUGGUAACGACUUAACUGCAAAAAAAUUUCCUCAGUCUUACAGUAUAUCAUAUAAUAAUAUAGCGUUCUGGUGCAAUGCAUUCUCUUUUAAGUCAUGUCAUAAUGAGGUGGGGCCCGCGCCCUCCAUUCCAGACAGAAUAAUUGAUAGGCCCUUUGUGGGUGGAGAAGACCAAUGAAUUGUACUAGAGAACAAUUGGUUAUCAGGUACAAGAAUAAAUAAAUAAAAAUAGAUGAGCAAUAGACCCAUUUAACAGCCCUUGGGCUCUAGUGAUAUCUAUGCCCUUUGAUGAUACUGGAGAAAAAGUAAUAUUGCCCGUAACACAGCAAUUUAAAUUAGUGUGGCCUAAGGGUAGCAGUGUCAAUACUUUUAUAGGUGCAGUACUGACUGGAGUCAUGUUAAACAGCUUUAAAAUUAGCAGUGUUGGUACAUGGGGCUUAGUGUAAGGGGUAGGGAGCACAAGGUGACCUAAUACCUUUAUACAUUGUCAUGUGAAUGGGUGGCGAUACCAUAUGUUUCGCCAGUCUUCAGCAUGUUGGGUUAUUCUUAAGCACAGACGUUCAAAUUUUGAGGAAGUUCAAUAUUGAUUUAUGACAGCUUUAGCUAUAGGUUAGAUUAAAUUUUAGCGUCUGUGAUGAUCUCACAAUUCUACCAGUAAAUAUCAUAUGUUAUGACAUGGCAUUCAUCCACUCUAUUAUGUACUUACUGGUAUACACUGAUUGUUUACAUUCCCUAAUAUGUUCACGUCAUCCAUGGCUUAUCUAAACUAGGACAACAGUGUAAUGUAGAAGUUUACAAGAAAAUGUAAUUGAAGGUUUUUGUCGGGUCAGAUUCUUUUAUUUAUAUACCUGUAUUGGAAGGAAUUAAAAUUCCUUCACAGCUUCCUAAAGGAUAAUAUUAACUGCGAAGUUACUGUCUAUUUGCGGAGUUAUUUCAGCAGAGUUUAAUGGCGUAUCAUACCCAAGCAUAUUUAACUCUACAAGGGUUGUCAGGAUAAUGCUUAGAGAAAACUGGCCAAAGCCCUUUGUCAUCAACAUCGUGAGUCAUAAAAUGAGUCAAC